Schistocerca piceifrons (Central American locust) is the source of this 846-nucleotide messenger RNA. RefSeq names its product craniofacial development protein 2-like. NCBI's taxonomy places the organism in Eukaryota, Metazoa, Arthropoda, Insecta, Orthoptera, Acrididae. Gene Ontology annotation, biological process: chromatin remodeling. Gene Ontology annotation, cellular component: nucleus. Gene Ontology annotation, molecular function: catalytic activity. The record is from RefSeq and is a predicted model, not a curated record. Bases 1 to 846 code for a protein of 281 amino acids. The transcript has a single exon.
AUGUUACCCGGACAGGACACUCCUUCAGAUGCUGCCCCUGUAGUCAGAAAAACAGCCAUAAUCGACAGAGAAUUGCUGCAUCUUCGCAUUGAUGUGGCUGCAUUGCAGGAAACUUGUCUCUCAGGGGAAGGCAGCCUGCGUAAAGCUAAUUACACCUUUUUCUGGGAAGGGAGAGAAGUUGGAGAAAGACGUGAGUGUGGAGUUGGCUUUGCAGUGCGAAACAGUCUCCUUAGCUACUGCAAACAUCCAAAAUCUGUUUCUGAACGAUUAACAACUUUGAUAUUAAGGACAAUGUCAGACCCCAUCACAUUAAUCUCAGCAUAUGCUCCCGCUACGAAAGAGCCACCUGAAGUCAAAGACAAGUUUUAUGAAGAUCUGUGGAAAUGUCUGGAGAAUGUUCAUGAAUCAGAUAAACUUAUCUUACUGGGAGACUUGAAUGGCAGGAUUGGGAAUACAUGGAAUAACUGGCCUGACUGCAUUGGCACACACGGCACUGGAAAUAUGAACGAGAAUGGCCAGACACUGUUGGAACAUUGCAAUUAUGUUUCUCUCUGCGUCACUAACACUUACUUUCGGAACAUAGCCGUGCACAAAGUAACAUGGAAACACCCACGUUCAGGUCAUUGGCAUCAGCUCGACUUCAUCAUAACCAGAAGAUGUGACCUAAGUCAUGUCCUUACCUCCCGCACAUAUCACAGUGCUGACUGUGAUACUGAUAACUCUUUAGUUAUGACCAAAUCACUGUUCACAUCAAAGAAGAUUCACUCAGCUGAGAGCGUUUGUCGAAGAGUAAAGAUCUACACCAAAACCAUCCAAGAUGAAGCGCUAUAUAAAAUGUUCAGAUGA